Molecule: messenger RNA, 264 nt
Organism: Staurois parvus
Lineage: Eukaryota; Metazoa; Chordata; Amphibia; Anura; Ranidae
Source: the annotation of a GenBank genome assembly
GGGGCCCCCUACUGACCCCGGACAGUGCCCGAGUGCUCGAAUGGUCAGUCCGCCCCUGCAUUAAAGCAUGCUUGUUCUACUCACUGUGGAACCUAAGGGGGUAAUCCUCUGCAUUGUGUAAAAAUGCGUUUGUUUGAUCCUGACUUCCCUGAUCCUCCCCUUCUUCCAGUGCCCUUCUCUUAUCUCCUGAUAAGACAUAUUCGGGCGGAGUCGGGCAAAAACAUGCAUGCUCUGUCACACCUGCCUAGGUGUGAACAGUUUUUU